AUGCCUGACUCCUCUAAUACUCCUGCUUCCUUAGAGGAUGCCAUUCUCAAGCUUGCAGCUCAGCAAUUGUCCAUGGGUGAGACCUUACAAACAGUCACGUUCCAGCUGAAUGAAAUCCUUCAUCGUCUUCCCCCUACGAGUCCCAACACAGGUCCUGCCACAACUACCCCUGUUUCAUCUUCUUCCCCUGCACACCAUCACCGAAUUAAAAUUGAUGUUCCUCGAUUUGAUGGGAGUGACCCCUCUGGGUGGAUCUUCAAGAUCACCCAGUACUUCGAGUACCAUUCAACCCCAGAGGCAGAGAGACUUACCAUUACUGCGUUCUACAUGGAUGGCCGUGCGUUGGCUUGGUUCCAAUGGAUGAACAACAAUGGCCAAUUCACGUCGUGGCCUACUUUUCUUCAAGCGGUUCAGACCCGGUUCGCUCCUUCCCAGUACGAGGACCCUACCAGUGUCUUGUUCAAGCUUACUCAGAGGGGUACGGUGGCCCAGUACCUCGCCGAAUUUGAGGAAUUGGCGAACCGCAUCGUCGGACUCCCCCCACCCUUCCUGCUGAGCUACUUCGUGUCGGGGUUGUCGCCGGACAUUCGCCGCGAGGUCCAGGCCCACCAACCACUGACACUCGUCCAGGCGACGGGUCUGGCUCGUCUUCAGGAGGAAAAGUUCCUCGAUGGCCGCACCCUCUCCCGUACUCGUCACCCCCAACCCAUACACACUCACCCUCAACCCACACACACUCAUCCUCAACCCAACCCCACCCACCUUGAACUUCUUUCCCCCAACCAGAACCCUAAUUCACCCAUGCCCCUGCGCUCAGUCCCUACCCCACCUAUGCUACCACCACCCCUGCGUCCCACCCCUUCACCUGUGAAGCGCCUCACCCCAGAGGAAAUUGCCUCUCACCGGGAGCGAGGGCUUUGCUUCACGUGUGACGAGAAAUACCACAGAGGGCAUCGCUGUGCCUCUAGGGCAUUUCUUCUGGUCGCUGAGGAAGACGAACCCCUCCCAAGCCUUAUAAACCCCCCUGACCCACAACCCGACCCAGCCCCACCUGACCCGACUGACCCGUACCCGGCCCAGAUUAGUUUUAAUUCAUUAGCUGGACAGGUGGCUCCCGAAACGCUGCGUUUCAUGGGCUUCAUCAGAGACCGCCAGGUCGUCUUGCUGGUGGACGGUGGGAGUACCCACAACUUCAUCCAGCUCCAGCUAGUUUCAGAAUUGGGUCUCUCCACACGUGACACUAGCCCCUUGCGCGUCAUGGUAGGUAACAGACAACAUUUGGAAUGCACGCGCGUCUGCGAGGAUGUCACGGUGGUUAUUCAGAGCACUCAGUUCACCGUUGACUUGCAUGUGUUACCCAUUGCCGGUGCGAACGUUGUUCUGGGGGUGCAAUGGUUGAAGUCCCUCGGACCGGUCCUCACCGACUAUAACACGCUAUGCAUGAAGUUCUUUCAUACUGGAAAUUUGGUAGAAUUAAAAGGGGACACUGAGACCACUUUAAACUUCAUAUCUUCCACCCAAUUCCAUCAUCUCCGACGACACCAACCAACCAGUCUAUACUUCCAUGUUGUGAUAUUACCGGAGCCCCCUUCCAUCCAAGCUAAUCCUAUUCCCCCUCCACAAAUUCAGGCCAUCCUUGACCGAUAUCACACUUUAUUCCAACCACCCAGUGCUCUUCCCCCGCAACGAGAGACCGACCACCAUAUCCACCUUCUGCCCCAAGCCACACCCGUAAAUGUCCGGCCCUAUCGUUACCCUCACUUCCAGAAACAGGAGAUUGAGCAGCAAGUUGAACUUAUGCUACAAAAGGGCAUGAUACAACCCAGCAAUAGCCCUUUUUCCUCUCUGGUCUUGCUUGCCAAGAAGCAAGAUGGAUCAUGGAAAUUUUGCGUGGAUUAUCGGGCACUCAAUGCUCUCAACAUUAAAGACAGUUUCCCGAUACCUACUGUAGAUGAAUUGUUAGAUGAAUUAGGAGGUGCUCAUUACUUCUCCAAGCUCGAUUUACUUCAGGGGUACCAUUAG
Glycine soja is the source of this 2022-nucleotide messenger RNA. RefSeq lists its product as uncharacterized. The record is from RefSeq and is a predicted model, not a curated record. NCBI's taxonomy places the organism in Eukaryota, Viridiplantae, Streptophyta, Magnoliopsida, Fabales, Fabaceae. The transcript has a single exon. The coding region runs from base 1 to 2022 and encodes 673 amino acids.